Messenger RNA from Zingiber officinale, 1396 nucleotides. RefSeq names its product E3 ubiquitin protein ligase RIE1-like. NCBI's taxonomy places the organism in Eukaryota, Viridiplantae, Streptophyta, Magnoliopsida, Zingiberales, Zingiberaceae. Bases 51 to 1118 code for a protein of 355 amino acids. The transcript has 5 exons. The record is from RefSeq and is a predicted model, not a curated record.
GAGAGCACAGCAACUCAUCGAGGACGACGACGAGAGGAAGGGAACACUAAAUGGAGAGAGAAGAGAACUUCACCGCCUCGGCCCUUCUCCAGCCGGAGACUCCGCCUCCUCCGCAUCCGCAGAGUCCAACUUCCCGGACGAGCAGUCUCCUCUCCAUCCUCGGCCGCGCCGCCGGGCGGCGCCGGCCCUCGAUGCUCGUCCGCGAGACAGCGGCGCUCCAGCUGGAGGUGCGCCGUGCCAAUUGGGCCUACUCCAGGCCAGUGGUGGCGCUCGACAUCUCCUGGAACCUGGCCUUCGCCGCCGUAUCCGUUGCCGUGCUCGGCGCCACAGCGUGCGAGCGCCCUGGCGCUCCGCUCCGCCUAUGGAUCGCGGGCUACGCGGUUCAGUGCGUGUUUCAUGUGUUUCUGGUAUGGUCGGAGUACCGGAGGCGGGUUGGCGGACGGAGGCGAGAUGCGGAGCACGAUGGGCGGCCGGCGCCGAACUCGGGCGUCGAGGGCAGCGAGGAGGAUAUAGCCGGGGAUGGAGCUAGAAGCAGGCAAAGGAGCUUUGCUAAACGAUGUGAAUCACUUAAUACCAUUCUAUCAUUUCUGUGGUGGAUUAUUGGCUUUUUCUGGAUCGUCUCUAGUGGAAAAGACCUCGUACAAAAUGCUCCUAGACUCUACUGGUUAACUGUGGUUUUCCUAGCAUUUGAUGUGUUCUUCGCUAUCUUUUGCGUUGUUUUGGCUUGUGUUAUCGGGAUUGCACUGUGCUGCUGCUUGCCUUGUAUCAUUACAAUUAUAUAUGCCAUAGCAGGCCAGGAAGGUGCAUUGGAAGCAGAUAUUAGUGUUCUUCCAAAAUACCUGUAUCAUGCUUCUUGUGAAGACCAGGAAAAGACAGCUGAGGAAGGAGUUAUGAUCCCCUUGAAUCCUGGCAGUGGAAAUUUAUCAUGUGCGCGAGUUCUUCCACAUGAAGAUGCAGAAUGUUGCAUUUGUCUCACACCCUACGAAGAUGGAGUUGAACUGCUUGCAAUGCCAUGCAACCAUCACUUCCAUUCUUCUUGCAUCACAAAAUGGCUUCGGAUCCAUGCUACCUGCCCGCUCUGCAAGUACAACAUUCUCAAGGGCAGCGACAUUGUUUGAUCGACAGUGAUCAUCACGAUCAUCCGAUUGUACAUGUUGAAAUACAGAAAAGGUUAAAGUUAGUGCAACCCACCAUCCCGAAAUGCAAUAGCUUGGACUAAGUGCUUGGUUUGAGAAAAUCUAUAGGUUUAUACUCUCCAGGUAUGUCCUUGUUGUGGGUUCCUUGCUUGAUCUAACAUUAGAAAAGGGAAAAUAAAAUUGUGAACUUUGAUUCCUUUUAAAAUUGGACUUACAAAUGGCUCUAUCUCAUCAUUAUCGACUGCAUAUUUUAUGGUUUA